AUGUCAUCACUUAUCAUCAUAGCAUUGGUCAUGAUCGGAUUCUCGUUCUUCAAGCCGCUCUUGCAAGAGAAGGAGGCCAAGGUGGUCAUUGCCGUCAUUGCCCAUCGGGUUCUCCCCGGUGUGGCUUUUCCUUUUGCGAUGACCAUGGGAGACACUUGGCCCGACGUAGGAAUGGUAUUGGUCCGGUUGCACACGAUCCGCACAUGCACCGUCCUCGUUAUCAUAGGGAGAUCUCAUUCGUUGUUGAGUAAGGCCGCCAAGACAGAUGAGAAGGCGGUGACGUUGUUGGCGAAGAUUAAAAGAUUUGCCUGGCUGUACGUCUUGGAAAUGGGUUAUUUGUAUGAAGUAGCGGUGUUUACGCACCUUUUGAGGAUGGUCAUGGCAUAUGAGUACAGUUGGGUGAGCAAUGCGAUGGAGGAGGGUGCGAAUCUAUCAAUUUUCGUGGCGGCGCUUUGUAUGUUUAGGCCUAUCAAUGAGUACACCAUGCUUGACGCACAUGAUGACAAGGAAGAGACAAUGUGGUAA
This is a messenger RNA of Rhodamnia argentea, 525 nucleotides long. Its product is annotated as protein CANDIDATE G-PROTEIN COUPLED RECEPTOR 7-like. The transcript has a single exon. NCBI's taxonomy places the organism in Eukaryota, Viridiplantae, Streptophyta, Magnoliopsida, Myrtales, Myrtaceae. The record is from RefSeq and is a predicted model, not a curated record. Gene Ontology annotation, biological process: transport. The coding region runs from base 1 to 525 and encodes 174 amino acids. Gene Ontology annotation, cellular component: Golgi apparatus; membrane.